AUGCACAAGCACGGCAUGAAGUCCUGGGUCGUCCCGUGUGCGGUCCUCGGAUCCGUGGGGGCGAAGUGGGCCGUCGGGCUGAGCUCGUAUUCUGGACAGGGUACGCCGCCUAUGUACGGGGACUACGAAGCCCAGCGGCACUGGAUGGAGCUCACCAUCCAUCUUCCUGUGCGCGAGUGGUACAAAUAUGACCUGCAGUAUUGGGGCCUCGACUAUCCACCACUUACUGCAUACGUCUCGUGGCUGUGCGGUGUUGUAGGGUCUUGGAUAAACCCAGCUUGGUUUGCGCUCGACGCGUCGCGUGGGAUCGAGAGCGAAGGCAGCAAAGUAUACAUGCGUACGACCGUGCUCAUACUAGACACACUCGUGUAUCUUCCCGCUCUCUUGCUCUUCGUGCGCGCAUGGCACGCCAACCGAUCGUUUCGGACUCAGGAAACAGCUCUUCUCACUUUGCUCCUCCAACCCGCACUGCUGGUAGUCGAUUUCGGUCACUUCCAAUAUAACUCGGUCAUGUUGGGACUCACUCUUCUUGCUUUGAAUUGUUUCGCUACCGGCCGUGAUCUGCUUGGUGCAUUCUUUUUUGUCUUAAGUCUUGGAUUCAAGCAAAUGGCGCUCUACUAUGCACCGGCUAUCGGCUCGUAUCUCCUAGGGAAAUGCUUGUAUCUCGGAUCCGUUCACGGUCCCAGACACUUUGUCAACUUGGCAGUAGUCACCGGCCUAACAACUCUCGUGCUCUUUCUUCCUUUCCUACCACCGCUUGCUCCUUUGGCAGCCAUCCUCGAUCCCAUCACGCGGAUAUUUCCAUUCAACCGUGGUCUGUUUGAGGACAAGGUUGCAAACUUCUGGUGCGCGAGCGACGUGCUGAUCAAAUGGCGGAGGCGCCUCGGACCUAAGGCACUUGUCCGCCUUGCGACUGCACUCACUGUGCUCGGAUUUCUGCCCGGUGCUGCAGGGCUGCUAUACAGCGGAUGGAGGCUGAAUCCUCAGCCUGUGACUGUGGACUCGAUGAAGGGGGACAAGGACACGGGCGACGUGAGGAAAGCAGCGGUGAGGGAGCCGGCGCCGAUCAUGGCGCUGCUCCCAUAUGCGCUGCUCACGUCAUCCAUGUCCUUCUUCCUCUUCUCGUUCCAGGUGCACGAGAAGACAAUCCUCCUGCCGUUGAUGCCGCUCACGCUACUGUUGUCCGGCGCAGGUGAGGGGUCUGAGACACGGGAGGUGGGCGCUCUGGCGAGCAAUGUCGCUAUGUUCAGCAUGUGGCCAUUGUUGCAAAGGGAUGGGCUGGGUGUGCCGUAUGUUGCGCUCACAGUCUUGUGGAAUCGCCUGCUUGGAUAUAACCCAUUCCGCAUACCAUCGAAGUCCUACCUGCAGUACCUCGCUCUCGGGGUCCAUAGUACAUGUGUGUUAUUGCACAUCCUCGAGGCCCUUUUCACGCCACCGGCGCGAUAUCCGGACCUGUUCCCCGUGCUGAAUGUUUUGGUGUCGACUCCCGUUUUUGGGCUGGUAUGGUUGUGGAGUGUGCGUCGCGGCGUAGAGGCAGGUUGGGCCCUUGGAGGGCUAGGCUCAAAAUCGGCAAGCACGCCGAAGCCUGCGAAAAUCGAGGUCAAUGGCUAUGAUGACGCUGCGACUGCUAGCAAUAAGCAAAGCAUCGGGCGCGAGGCUGGCGCACGAGCGAUAAGCCUAGGGUACGCGCAGGGACGAAGGAGGCAUGGACAUCGUAAUGACAGCAUCAGUUCAGUAUUGAGCGGGGUGAAUUGAGGAGAGCGGGAGCAGAACUGACCCUGGGUCUCUUAUUACUUACUACUGUCGCUAGCUGUCGAUGUUUAUCUAGUAAUGCUGUAUUAUUGCGGAUCC
Molecule: messenger RNA, 1851 nt
Organism: Postia placenta MAD-698-R-SB12
Lineage: Eukaryota; Fungi; Basidiomycota; Agaricomycetes; Polyporales; Adustoporiaceae
Product: glycosyltransferase family 57 protein
Exons: 8
Coding region: 1-1755 (584 amino acids)
Biological process (GO): protein N-linked glycosylation
Cellular component (GO): endoplasmic reticulum membrane
Molecular function (GO): dolichyl pyrophosphate Man9GlcNAc2 alpha-1,3-glucosyltransferase activity
Source: RefSeq, a predicted model, not a curated record